This is a messenger RNA of Penicillium diatomitis, 1326 nucleotides long. RefSeq names its product NAD(P)/FAD-dependent oxidoreductase. Bases 1 to 1326 code for a protein of 441 amino acids. The transcript is spliced from 3 exons. Gene Ontology annotation, molecular function: sarcosine oxidase activity; flavin adenine dinucleotide binding; saccharopine oxidase activity. The record is from RefSeq and is a predicted model, not a curated record. Lineage: Eukaryota; Fungi; Ascomycota; Eurotiomycetes; Eurotiales; Aspergillaceae.
AUGUCUCCCCAGCCCGCCAAGUCCAAAUCCUACAUCAUCAUCGGCGCCGGUGUCUUCGGCGUCUCCACCGCCUACCAUCUCAUCCAGAAAUACCCCAAUGCCUCCGUGACGCUAGUCGACCGAGACGCAUACGACGCCGAGUCCCGGGUCGCCGCCUCAUGGGACUGGAACAAAGUAGUACGCGCCGACUACGACGACAAAAUCUACUGUAAACUGGCCCUCGAAGCGCAGGACAUCUUCAAGUCCGACCCGUUAUGGCAGCCGUAUUUCCACCAAACAGGCGUCUACUGGAACUGCCGCAGCGACUAUGCGCAAAACGUGAUCAAUCACCACAAGGAGCUUGGUCGGAACGACGACAUUGUCGCGCUCCCUGUGUCUGAAGCGCGGAAGUUAUACGGUGGUCUGUUUGAUAAUGCGGACUAUACGGGAGUCAAGGAGGUGCUUGUUAACAAGGCUAGUGGCUGGGCUGCGGCCGGGGAUGUUCUUCGUGCGGUCACGAAGCGCUGCCUGGAGCUCGGGGUCAAGUAUGUCACUGCGGAGGUGGCCACGCUGCAGUUUGAUGGGAGGGGCUCCUGCACUGGGGUCAAGACGAAGGAUGGAAGGGUAUUGUCUGCUUCGAGUGUGAUUGUCUCGACGGGCGCUUUUACCCCGACUUUGUUGGAGUGGAGUGCGGCGGAGAGUGGCAAUGCGGGGAUUGGUGCCGGCGAGCGGAUUCUGGCUGCGGGCAUCACGACGGGGAUGGCACAGCUGAAGAAGGAGGAUCAUGAGAAGUUCAAGAAUAUGCCAGUGGGGUUCCAGGGAUAUACACCCGAGCACGGCAAGCCAUUCAUCGGCAGUCUCCCACCGACCAAAGAUGGGGAGCUCAAGUGGUGGGGAUCCAAGAUCUUCACCAACACCCGCGAGGUCCUGCCCGGGCGCUACAUCUCCUCGCCACCCCCUUCCCACGAUUAUAAUCAGUGGAAGGUCCCCGGUCCCCUCAAGCAGGAUAUCGUCGAGGCCCGGAAUCUCUGGUACGGACCGGCCAGUGCGGAGUGGGAGAUGACCAAACACCGAAUCUGCUGGGACGCCUUCACAACAUCAUCCGAUUUCAUCAUUUCACCACACUCGGCCUCCAAGAACCUGUACGUCGCAACCUGCGGUUCUUUCCACGGGUUCAAAUUCUUCCCUGUCCUAGGCAAGUACAUUGUGCAGAUGCUGGACGGAGACCUAGAGCCUGAAUUAGUGGAAAAGUGGGCGUGGGAUCGUCAACGUCCUGACUCUUCUCAGAAUGUCGAGUAUCCAAACUCGGAGAUGAGGCAUCUGUUGGGUCCUGCGGCAAGACUCUGA